CAGGAAAACAGUUAGUUAUUAGAGCCGCAGCGGUCCUGUGCUGACAAAGCAAUUGGAUCCGCACCUUCGCAACCGCACCAGACUAGAUUCUAACGACUGUCACUCCAUCCUUUGCUAUUUUGCAGAGUUUCUACUAUCUAAUACCAUGGUACCAGUAUUGUUUUGCUUCAAGAGGGGUUUGAUAGGAGUCGAGUCUUGCUCGUUGCACAAUCUACAGUAGGUAGAUUGAUUCCCAAGCAAGUUAGCUACGAAUAGCUCAAAAGAAGUACUUCAAUACCGCACCCCACCUGCCAACACAUGCCGAUACUUGCUGGAUACGGUACCCCACCAAGCAAGUGGAUGGAUUGAAGCACACUGAAUGUUUCCGGCUACAGGAAGCAUCCUGUUGCCUCCUGAUCCUCCAUCCAGUCAAACUUGGAUUUGCGGCUUUGGAUUUGCUUGACAACUUGAGUCAUGCUUUCUCAAUUUCCGAAUGAAUGGAUCAACUGUGAGUCCUUGUGAUGGAUCCGGAACACAAUUACUAUGGCCCAAAGUGGACUAUGGAAAACAGUCCGUUGCAGCGAGCCACACCCAGUCGGUUGGACGAAUGUUCCCCAAAAGGCAUUGUGUGAUUAGACGAAAUCGUUCGCCCGUCACUGUUUCAUGAGAUAACAGUAAAAAACGAUCCACAUGGUUUCGCGGAGAUAAUAACAGUAAUUCUGCAAUUGCUGAUGGCUAGUCAUUGGUGCUGUCUGUCUUCACACUUUUCUUCUUCUAUUCUGCCAAGGACAACUCUUGUUCUUGCACUCUACUACAGACAGUCUAGAUACCCACGUACUGUACCCUAGCUAGUCUUCUAUCACCUCUUGCACUGUCAUCCAUCAAUAGCUACUAGCGCUCUCUCGUCUCUGCUAUCCUGUCAGAACAAAAGAGCCACUAUCCAUCCAUCAAUUGAAAAGAAGCAAUCGGUAGAAGAAUAACUGCAAAAUACAAUAAAUACUGUACCAUGGCCGACGUGCUGGUGGACCUUGCCAAACUGCUGACGACGACGACGACGUUGAUUUUCUCGGACUGCUCGCCUGUUGUAUCCCAAGAGAAACUCGACGGGUCAAUGCUGAUCAAGCAACGCGCCACAGCCAUGAGACAUCAUGUGGCGUAUCAUGCUCGGAAACGACGCUAUUGGGUCAAUGGGGCUUUGCUCAUGAUGUUUAUUUACAUGUUCUUUAUUUGGGUAGCCACACGGAAUAUAUCUACGAUUGCCAAUGCGAGUAGUGAAGUGGAUGGGACGUUUGAAUUUGUAGAAGAAAAUGAAGCCUUGGAAGAUAACAUGGCACUGCAAGUUCCCAAGACGAGUCGAUGUGCUAUCAAUUUCUUUGGACUGCCGCGAUCGUUUGAGAGUAUGGUACUGCCGUCCAUGACACGCAAUGUCUUUCGACGAAAUGCCCGGUUUGGAUGCGACUAUUUCAUUCAUUACUAUCAUCGAGAAGAAGAAUCCAGUGGUCGGGCGGGACAAGGAGGGACCAUCAAUCCAGAUGAAGUGCUACUCAUGAAACAGAGAAUACUCAAUGCGGCCAAGAAUGCCAAGAGCACUCCCAAUCGACAUCCUGCCGUCAUUUUUGUCAAGGAUACCGAAGAGGAAUUCUGGGAAAAGCGGGGGAAACUGGUAGAAAAGUACAGAACUACCACGGCAUCCGAUGGAAACUACCUAUACUAUCCAUGGAAGGCAAAGACAUAUCACUACCCAGAAUCAUUGGACAAUAUCGUCAAGCAAUGGCACAGCAUUCAGUCUGUCUGGGAAGCCAUGGAGGAAUACACUCGUCUCACGGGACAACCCAAAUACGAUCGCGUCGCCAUGAUGCGUCUCGAUGUACUCUACGCACUCCCCGUCGACAUUUUCAAAACCGACAAGGGAUCCGUCGAUCGACAAAACAAAUACGCCGUCAGUCCGGGAUUUGCCAAAUACCCCGUCAACGAUCGACUCUUUUAUGGACCCUACGAUGCCGUCAAGAUUUGGGCCACGGAACGAUUCUCGCGACUCGAUGAUCACGUACACAAUUACGAACCCGGAUGGGGUAUGCACAGUGAACGAUUCCUGGAAAGUGCCAUUUUUACCGCCAUUGAAAAGACGGGAAUUCCCAUGACGGAAAAUCCCGAUAUUUGUGUCAUGCGAGUCCGCGCCGAUCAAUCGGUUUGGAUGAAUGAUUGUAUUACCAUGGCGGGAACGACGCGAGGGAUGAAACGAAUUGCGCGACAAAAGUUGAUUGAAAAGAUUCUAGGCCGGCCGUGUGUCAAGAGUAAACUCCGGUAUGCUGUAUACCAACUGCAUUGUCCGACCGGUUCCAUUGAUCAAUAAGGCUUGCAUUUGCAUAACAUUCCAUUCAUUCAUUCAUCAAUUCACAAACAAAAACAACAAAAACAAACGUUGCCCCGUGGAUGAUCGUCCUCGCCGAAAGACAGUCAGUCAGUUCAUCAUUACUCAUCGUUUUGGGGGUCGGAAAUAAUGGACAAAAAGGUUAGGUACUGGCGAGAGAGAGGACGCGAGGGACGCUUCAUGCAAUGAAACCGUCGUUGAACGGGCGAGACCGCGGUGCACACGUAUCUUGUAACAUAGACGCAUAAUGUUCAAACACUCAAAAUCUUUC
Messenger RNA from Seminavis robusta, 2621 nucleotides. The record is from the annotation of a GenBank genome assembly. NCBI's taxonomy places the organism in Eukaryota, Bacillariophyta, Bacillariophyceae, Naviculales, Naviculaceae.